This is a messenger RNA of Anopheles merus, 832 nucleotides long. RefSeq lists its product as uncharacterized. The record is from RefSeq and is a predicted model, not a curated record. NCBI's taxonomy places the organism in Eukaryota, Metazoa, Arthropoda, Insecta, Diptera, Culicidae. The transcript is spliced from 2 exons. The coding region runs from base 148 to 519 and encodes 123 amino acids.
AACUGCCAUUUUAUUUUGCAAAUUGUGUGUGUUCGCUCGGCGUCGGUUCUGAAAAGCCAUCACAAUAUUCCAACUCCCAUUCACAAUCAAACAAACAUUCAAUCAUUCAACUCGAAGUGUUUUCAUCAACGGAACUCAACAAUAGCUAUGGACGUUAAAAACCAUUCGGCGGCGGCGGAUACAAAUCGGCCGGCAAGCACCUCCUCCAAAAGGCAACGUCCGGCGGCAGAGACGAAGGAGAAUGCGCCCUCGCACGACUACAAUCUGCGGCAGCGGGGCAAAGCGACGGCCGGCCAGGACGACGUGUUCGAGCGCAACUACCAGUACGCCUUCAUCUACAAGGCGAAGCACCAGAAAGCGGUGAAGGAACAGGAGGAGGCCCACGCAAGCUUGGCGCACUUUAAGGCCCAGCCAAUGCCGAUCGGGUCGCCGCCGCGCCGUAUCCGGAUGCCCCAGUUCACCAUCCCGCACACGCCGGAGGUGUUGAAGCACCAGAACAAGAAGCAGGCGGUGGAGUGAAGCAAAGCAAACGUUAGCCUUAAGAACCUUAGUUAGGAUAGGAUUGAUUUGAGCCGGAAGGAAGCAGCAGAAAGAAGACGAUUGUGUAGAGAGGAUAGAAUAGAUGUGUCAUAUAAAUAGUUUUGUAGAACAAUGUAAAAUGCAGCAGUGUGAUAAACGAUUUUAAUGCUUGUAACAAUGUCGCGUGCAUCGAUGGCAUACAUAUUUUACUUUUUCCCUUUGCACGCGUACCAGUGGGUCGGGAUUUUGGCAAAUAAUCGUGCAACCAAAUACAACAUUUCACUUUUCAAAUGCUACUAUAGAUUUAAGCGUU